Glycine soja is the source of this 1466-nucleotide messenger RNA. RefSeq lists its product as uncharacterized. The transcript has 8 exons. The coding region runs from base 236 to 1048 and encodes 270 amino acids. The record is from RefSeq and is a predicted model, not a curated record. NCBI's taxonomy places the organism in Eukaryota, Viridiplantae, Streptophyta, Magnoliopsida, Fabales, Fabaceae.
UUAUUGGAUGAGAUUAAUUGUUGACUUUAGUCCGUGAGAUACUUGGUUAUAACCAAAACACAAUUAUUUCUAUAACAAAAGAAAAGGGAAUGUUUUCUUUUGCACACUGUGAUCUGCAAUUGGUGGCCAUUUCGAAAAAUUGCCAAUUUUCUGAAACGUGACGUCUUCUUUGCAGUUUUGCAUUUACCUUACAGCCACUCAGAAACGCAGAGAAGAUAGGAACCCACCCUUGAAGAUGGCUCUGCCUCCACAAAACCCACCUGUUCAGCGACACAGAGUCAUAAUACCCAACAAGCACGGUGAAAAGCUUGUGGGCACAUUGCAUGAAUCUGGAACCAGGGACAUUGUAAUCUUGUGCCAUGGUUUUCGAUGCACAAAGGAUACCAAUCUCAUAUUGAACCUUGCUGUUGCAUUGGAAAAUGCAAAAAUUAGUUCUUUCCGUUUUGACUUUUCUGGAAAUGGGGAAAGUGAAGGUUUGUUUCAGUUUGGUAACUAUUGGACCGAGGUUGAUGAUUUACAUGCUGUAGCUCAACAUUUCCAUGAAUCUAACCGUGUAAUCAGUGCAAUUGUUGGUCAUAGUAAAGGAGGUGGCGUAGUGCUUCUAUAUGCUUCAAAAUAUAGUGACAUUAAAACAGUUGUCAACCUCUCUGGGCGUUAUGAUAUGAAGGCAGGCAUUGAAGAACACCUUGGAAAAGAUUAUUUGGAAAGAAUCAGGAGGGAUGGUUUCAUUGAUGUGAAGAAGAGGAGGUCAGGAAGUUUUGAUUUCCGUGUAACUGAAGAAAGUUUGAUGGAUCGCUUGGGUAUAAAUAUACAUGAAGCAUGCCUUAAGAUUGACAAAGAAUGCAGGGUCUUUACAAUUCAUGGUUCUUCCGAUGAAAUUAUUCCUGUUGAAGAUGCAUUUGAGUUUGCCAAGAUCAUACAAAACCAUAAGUUACAUGUCAUUGGAGGAGCUAAGCAUAUGUUCAGUAAUCAUCAAGGAGAGUUGUCCUCAGUUGUUGUGAACUUUAUAGAAGAAACCUUGCACCAGGUCAAGGGUACUGCUAGCUAGGUUUUGGUUUCUGCCAGCAUUUUUAGUCCUGAUGUUAAAUUAGAUCCGUUAAGCGUUGAUGCGUCAAACAAAAAUUCACGUCAGCAUGCUAUGUGACAGCCACAUCCUAAGCAUGCCAAGUGGCACCAAAUGGAGGCGACAUGGAAAAGUAUAAAUUCCUAGGAGGCUAGGACUGAUUUUCUAACAUUCCAUCAAUUUGUUGAGCUAUAAUGUAAUUCAUUCUUAUCAGAAAUCAGAUUUGGUCAUGUUAUCAUUUCAUAGUUGUUUCUUAGUAAUUGUUGAUCCUCAUCAGCUUUAGUGUCUGUAUGAGCACUUCUUAUCAUGAAUGGAUGGUUAAGCUCUAUGAAUCAUGUUUAAUAUUCUAAAUUUGUGCAGUGAAAUGAGACUGUAAAGGAGGUGCUGCUGCAUUCUUGCUUUA